Molecule: messenger RNA, 1035 nt
Organism: Prorocentrum cordatum
Lineage: Eukaryota; Dinophyceae; Prorocentrales; Prorocentraceae
Source: the annotation of a GenBank genome assembly
GACAUGGAGUCGAAGAAGGCGGAGCAUCGCAAGCUGGUGGUGGAGCUCAAUCGCCAGGUGGUCGACAUCAGCCAGGAUUCAGCUCCUGCAGUUGCCCCCAUCAGCGUGGCUGGCAUCUUGGACGGCUCCAUCGAGGAGAUCCCUCUCUCGUUUGCUGGCCUGGGGUUCGACGACGCUGAAUAUGAGAUGGAUGCAAAUGACAGGAAAGAGCUGGCAGAACGUAGCGCCCGUCUCAAGAGCGAGCUGUCCAACGCGGUCAAGCAAAUGUUAGGGCAGGCGGCGGAGAAGGCCAAGCUCUUCAAGGAGGAGCAGGGGGCCAUGGCGCUACGGCUGGCUGGCAAGAGGCGGCGACAGGGCUCAGGCCCUGAGGACCCUGGCCCAGCAGGGGCGGCCGCCGCCGAAGCAGCUACGAGAGGCAAGGACGGCGAGGCUGAGGACGCAGACGCGACGCGGCCUCUGCCUGAGGGGGCAGACCCCAGGGACGAGGUGGCUGAGUGCGAUCGGCGAACGCCCUCGGCCGAGACAGCUGGAUCGCUGCGGCCAGCUGACCGCUUCUGGAGCAACAAGACCGUGGACCUCGACUGGCCUCAGGUCGGGGGGUUCCUGGUUCCUGCCCUCGAUCGUCCAGACGAGGGCACAUCGUUGAUAGGCAAGCAGUACUGCAAGCAGCUGCAUGCCGAGCCAGAGGGAGUUAUGCUUGUGGCCAUGGGGCGGAGGCCUGUGGUGAUGGGGCCUUCACCUGAUGUCGCAGAUCCUGCCCGACAGCAGGCCAUCCAGGACUUCGCUGACAUGAGGGCGGACCUCAGGGACUGGGCAGCCGCCUGGUUCGACUCGCACACUGAGCUGGAGACCGACAGCGGGCACUGGAGGCGCUGGUGCAAGGCUUCCCUAGGCGCCAAGCUUGCUGACGGCGGGAACGAGCCGCUCAGGCGCCUGCUGAGGAGCUGGUUUCCUGACAGGGACUGGGACAGCAUCCUGGACGGGCUCUGCCUCGGCGGCAGGAGGCAGGCUGAGCCCCGCAGCAUCGCCUUCUUG